This is a messenger RNA of Chara braunii, 728 nucleotides long. The record is from the annotation of a GenBank genome assembly. NCBI's taxonomy places the organism in Eukaryota, Viridiplantae, Streptophyta, Charophyceae, Charales, Characeae.
AUGACGAAGAUGCUCUUGGGGAGCAUACUAACAGCGAUCAUGCUAGCAGCUAUGAUGCUCAGUGCCGUGGUCAGCUUGGACGAGCCGCAACUAGCCCCUCGACGAGACAAGCGCUCCCGGGGUAUCAAGGACAACGAGGAGGAUAACGACGACGAGGACGACGAGGAGGAGGAUAACGACGAGGAGGAGGUGGAGGAGGAGGAGGAGGAGGAGGAAGAAGAGCAGGAGAAGGAGAAGAACGAGGAUGGGGAAGAGGAAGAAAAAGAGGAGAUGGAGGAGGAGGAUAACGAGGAGGAGGAUAACGACAACGAGGACGACGAGGAGGAGGAGGAAGAAGAGGAGGAGGAGAAGGAUGAUGGGGAAGAAGAAGAAGGAGAGGAGAAGGAGGAGGAGGAGRACGAGGAGGAGGAGGAGGCGGAAGAAGAGGAGGAAGAAGAGGAGGAGGAGGAUGUGGAAGAAGAAGUGGAGCAGGAAAGAGGAGAAGCAAAAGGCGGAAGAGGAGGGGGAGAAGGAGGAGGAGGAGGAGGAGGAGGAGGAGGUGGAGGACGAAGGGAGGCAAACUCACCUGGCGCAUGGGUUGCGGCCGUUGGGUGUCGGAGUUCGGCAACUGCAACGCCAAACUCCACCGACAGGGAAGUGCGAAUUCGCGUGCGAGACAACGCCGCCUUGUCUCGAAAUUCGAAAUUGAAAUCGGUUUGAUCUGGGCCGUCAAUCGCAAAGAUUCGACG